GAAACUAGUUGGUAUUUUUGAUUGAAAAAGCCUCUCAAUUUCUUAGAGCUUAUUCACCGUCUUUCUUUUGAUUCUCAAUCUCAAACCAUUUUACUUCCUCCGUCUUUCUUCAAUUUCUAUCGCCGCCACCACAGCGUUUUGUGUUGUUCUUCCUCCUGCUACUCAGUAUCCAUCAUUCCAUUUUACUGGUUGUGCCAAGUUAAAGACUUACUUUUUUGGUGGCUCUGCUUUGCUUUGAUAUUGGGGCCAUUAUUAAGAAAUGAUGGCCCAGCAAGUGAGUAAUGUUUUAUGUAUAUUGUACACACAAGAACUUGUAGAUGGAAAGCCUGUCUAUGUUUCGUCAAAUGGUCUCCCUAUCAAGGAGUCAAGGUUUGAACCUGCUGGCCAUGCUUUCCAUGUUGCUGCUCUCCGGCUUACUGGGUACUCUGAAGAGGAUUCAGACAGGGAUGAUCAGAGUGUAUCAAGUGAUAAAGAACAGACUUAUGCUCCUUCUUUUGAUUCUUAUAGUGGUAAGAGUAAGAAGAAAUCUGCAGCUGAUGGUAAGCAGCAAGAUCAUUAUGCAUUACUGGGUUUGGCACAUUUGAGAUAUCUUGCGACUGAGGACCAAAUAAAGAAAAGUUACCGUGAUGUUGCUUUAAAGUAUCAUCCUGACAAACAAGCUGCACUACUCCUGGCAGAAAAGAGUGAAGCUGCAAAGCAAGUCAAGAAAGAAGAAAUUGAAAACCAUUUCAAGGCCAUUCAAGAAGCUUAUGAACUGUUAAUUGACCCUCAGCGACGAAGAAUUUAUGAUUCAACUGAUGAAUUUGAUGACGAGAUCCCUACAGACUGCGCACCGCAGAACUUUUUCAAAGUUUUCGGUCCUGCUUUUAUGAGGAAUAGUCGUUGGUCUGUUACCCAACCUGCGCCUUCAUUGGGAGAUGAUGACACUCCUUUAGAUGAGGUUGAUAGAUUCUAUAAUUUUUGGUAUUCCUUCAAAAGCUGGAGAGAAUUUCCACAUGCAGAUGAAUUUGACCUUGAGCAAGCAGAAUCUCGUGAUCACAAGAGAUGGAUGGAACGACAGAAUGCAAAGCUUAGUGAGAAAGCCAGAAAAGAAGAGUACGUCCGCAUACGUACUCUUAUUGACAAUGCCUAUAAAAGAGAUCCCAGGAUUGUAAGGAGGAAGGAAUUGGAGAAAGCUGAAAAGCAACGGAAGAAACAAGCGAAAUUCUUGGCUAAGAAGCUGCAAGAGGAAGAAGCUGCUAGAGCUGCUGAAGAGGAGAAGCGUAAGAAAGAAGAGGAAGAAAAAAAAGCUGCUGAAGUUGCUUUGCUUAACAAGAAGGCUAAAGAGAAGGAGAAGAAACUCUUACGCAAAGAACGGAGUCGUCUUCGGUCACUUACUGCUGAAGUUGCAUCUAAGCAUGAGUUUGACAUAUCUGGGGAUGAUAUAGAAACACUUUGUAUGUCACUUGACAUGGAGCGACUCAAGAAUCUGUGUGACAAGAUAGAGGGGAAAGAUAAAGAAGAACAAGAUAAACUUCUCAAAGACUCUUUACAUGGUCGAGUUAACUCAGAACCUGGGCAUAAAGCUGAGGAGAAGAAUUCUCAGCAAAGUGGAGCAGUAAAAUCUAAUGGAAACAUGACAUUGAAUGGCCACAAAAAGAAAGAGAAACCUUGGGGUAGGGAAGAAAUUGACUUGUUGAGAAAAGGUAUGCAGAAAUUUCCAAAAGGGACAUCACGUAGGUGGGAGGUUAUAUCUGAGUAUAUAGGGACCGGAAGAUCGGUUGAAGAGAUUCUGAAAGCAACAAAAACUGUUCUUCUCCAGAAACCAGAUGGUUCUAAGGCAUUUGAUUCAUUCCUCGAAAAAAGGAAACCAGCUGCAUUUAUUGUGUCACCAAUUAGUACAAGAGAAGAAGUUCUAGGUGUUCUAACUGGGAAUGGUCCUGAUGUUUGUUCAACGAGUACAGCAGAUUUUACGAAUGUUUCGUCGAGCUCCAUCAGCCACGAAGAAUCAGCAAGUGCAACCACAGAUAGCCCUGAUGCUUCAAUGUCUGAUCAGGAUGUGUGGUCUCCUGUUCAAGAAAGAGCUCUUGUUCAGGCUCUAAAAACCUUUCCCAAGGAAACACCUCAGCGUUGGGAGCGUGUUGCGGCAGCUGUCCCAGGAAAAACUGUGAACCAAUGCAAGAAGAAAUUUACUUCACUCAAGGAGAUUUUGCGAAACAAGAAAAAUGCUAGUUAGAAGAGAUUAGAGUGCAAUGCAGCAUCUUGAUACGAAUUUUGAUCCAGAUUUUGACUCGUGUGAUUGGUUUUGGCGGUUGGAUAUUAUUGUCAGGCUUAUCUAUCUGUUUAACUCACAGGUCUUAUUAUACACUUAUGCUUUCAUUUCAAAAGUUGCCACCAGAUUGGUUCAUAACAGUUACUAUAGUAGGUUGGGCUCCCAGGAAGUACAUGACAUAUUGUGAUCCUAGUGAAAUUUUUGACAGUGUAUGGGCUUCUCUUCAUCUUUAUGUAGCAGCUACUGCCUACUACUAGGUCAUAGCUCAAGGGGAUGCAAAUUGUAUUCUGUCAUUUUGGGUUCUAGGGCCUAACUUCUAUUGUUUUUUAUUAUUUUCCUAUACAUGAUGAUUAUUAUUCUAUUGAUCAAUGUAUAUGGAGGCAUAUUCUUCUAUUUUGCUUUCUAUUAAUAUAUGGGUUAUGGAAUAGUCAUCGUAUUCAUAUCUAAUCGUAUCAUACACUAUAAUAAAAGAGUUUAU
Molecule: messenger RNA, 2729 nt
Organism: Amaranthus tricolor (Joseph's coat)
Lineage: Eukaryota; Viridiplantae; Streptophyta; Magnoliopsida; Caryophyllales; Amaranthaceae
Exons: 2
Coding region: 260-2215 (651 amino acids)
Biological process (GO): 'de novo' cotranslational protein folding; regulation of translational fidelity
Cellular component (GO): cytosol
Molecular function (GO): Hsp70 protein binding; ribosome binding
Source: RefSeq, a predicted model, not a curated record